AUGGUUCAAAAGCACCGCCGCAACCGCACCACCUUCACCACGUACCAGCUGCACGAGCUGGAGCGCGCCUUCGAGAAGAGCCACUACCCGGACGUGUACUCACGAGAGGAGCUCGCCAUGAAGGUCAACCUGCCAGAGGUCAGGGUGCAGGUGUGGUUCCAGAACCGUCGCGCAAAGUGGCGCCGGCAGGAAAAGAUGGAAGCGGCGAGGUUGGGGCUGGCGGAGUACGGGGCGCCGGUGCCGCGCCUCGGCCUCGGCCUGCCCGUCGACCCGUGGCUCGCACCGCCGCUGCUCUCCGCACUGCCCGGCUUCCUCAGCCACCCGCCGUCGGGCUACCCGAGCUACCUGACGCCCCCCGCGCCGCCCGCGCCCGCCCCCCUGGCGCCCGCCGCGCCCGACCCGCGCUCCACCAGCAUCGCCGCGCUGCGCAUGAAGGCCAAAGAACACGUCGAGUCCAUAAGUAAAGGCAUGCAGAUGGUAUAGACCAAGAUUAUAUGUAUGAAAAAUUAACAACAGGUCAUAUAAAAGUUCAUUCACCUUCCCACCAUUUUAUAAGAUGAAAAAGGUUAAAAAGUGGAUUUGAUUUGGAGGGCGAGGACGCAUGGAAGGAUAUUACAUUUUUUCAUACAUCCUCUCCUUUAAAGGUAGACAAAAGGUUUGCAACUUUCUUGCGAGUUUGUGUGGGCAGCGGUCAAUUCGCGGAGCGGAAUUUAGAUGGCCGCUUGCUUGUUUGCCAUAAUUCGUUAAUGACAAACAUUCCAGUAUAUGAGACAUUCCAGAAGCUAAAAUCAUGUAUAGAUAAAUAUUUAACUAAAUGUAAUCUGUGUAAAUAUUGUAAACAAAUUGAUGUGCAACUUUAGUAGAUUGUGAG
Molecule: messenger RNA, 871 nt
Organism: Papilio polytes (common Mormon)
Lineage: Eukaryota; Metazoa; Arthropoda; Insecta; Lepidoptera; Papilionidae
Product: retinal homeobox protein Rx1-like
Exons: 4
Coding region: 1-483 (160 amino acids)
Biological process (GO): regulation of transcription by RNA polymerase II
Molecular function (GO): DNA-binding transcription factor activity, RNA polymerase II-specific; RNA polymerase II transcription regulatory region sequence-specific DNA binding
Source: RefSeq, a predicted model, not a curated record